AGUUUUGACGUUCUGUCCAGCCGAUUGGCUCGUGGGGCUCGUGUUUUUUUGAAGUGUUGUACCACGCGCGUGUUGAUUCCACAGUCGUAUAUAACCUCUAAAUUCAUCAGCACGAAAACGAUAUUUGCCCCUUCACUGUUUCGUUCUUAUUUACCGUUCUCAGUCAAUCGUUGAACGUUAGAAAAAAAUCAAAAAAUUUCAGGAUGGAGCUAGGGAUAGACGAAUAUCCUGAUAUAAACGUACGUUUGGCGGUUUAUCGUCAAGAUAUGAAUUUAAUACCUCUCGACAGUAUUCAACCACGAUUUUACACUCCUGGAGAAGAAAUCACUGGACAACCAGACUUCCUGAGAGGCCAUGGUACUUACGUGGAUGAAGAAGAAACUUUGCGAGCUUCUGUUGCAGGAGUACUGGAAAAAGUUAACAAACUAAUAUCUGUCAGGCCUCUGAAAACAAGAUAUCAAGGGGAAAUUGGUGACGUUAUCGUUGGUAGAAUUACAGAGGUCCAGCAAAGCAGAUGGAAAGUCGAUACUAAUUCCAAGCUUGACUCCGUUCUAUUGUUAUCCAGUGUUAACCUACCGGGAGGAGAACUUAGAAGACGUUCAGCAGAAGAUGAGCAGACAAUGCGACGGUAUCUACAAGAGGGAGAUUUGAUUUGUGCUGAGGUGCAAAACACAUAUUCAGAUGGAUCACUGUCUCUGCACACUCGUGUAUUAAAAUAUGGAAAAUUAUCGCAAGGAAUAAUGCUGAAAGUGCUACCAGCUUUAAUAAAACCAAUGAAAACCCAUUUUCAUAAUUUAGCCAAUGGCGCUGUAUUGAUUCUUGGUACUAACGGUUAUGUAUGGAUCGGAGCGAACAGCUCUGGUACUGAUCGUUCGGAAGGUGGAUUCACUCAAGAUUUAUCAAGGGUGCCUCAAGUUGAUCGGGAAGUUUGCGCAAGAUUGCGUAAUUGUAUAAUUAUUCUUGCAGAGUCAAAUAUUGUUUUGACCGACACUUCUGUCACUUAUGCCUUUGAGGAAUCCUCCAAAUACAAUACCAAUGAGUUGCUGCAGCCAGAGCCUAUAGCGGCGAGAAUGGACGCGUGCUUCACCGCUUUCGACAAAGACUGCGAUGGUUUUUUGUCCAUCGACGAAUUCGAGCUAAUAUGCCGGGCACUAUUUCGAAACGAUCGCGGCAAGAUCUACGGUCUCGAAGAAAAACAAUUGGUCGAGAUUUAUCAGAUAUUCGAUUUCAAAUGUGACGGUAAACUCGAUCGAGAAGAAUUUGAGAUAUGUUGGAAUCGUUGGAUAAAAGUUUGUACUAGGCCACGAAGUGCGUUUCUCAUCGUCGAUGUCCAGAAUGACUUCAUAACAGGAUCGUUGAACAUAAAAAAUUGCGCGGCACAACAUGAUGGAUCUGAAGUAAUCGAGCCCAUAAAUCGCCUCCUCGAGACCGUACAAUUCGAUUCGGUGUUUUAUUCCCUCGAUUGGCAUCCUGUCGAUCACGUAUCGUUCAUCGACAAUUUACAUCUGAGAGAAGUCGACGAGUCGAGUCCAAUUUCGAAAGAGGAAGCGCGAGUCUACGACACCGUGACAUUUCGAGGGCCACCUACACUGAAGCAACGUCUGUGGCCUCGUCAUUGCGUUCAAGAUUCGUGGGGCGCGGAACUUCACAAAGAUCUCAAAAUAGUCGAUAAAGCGAUCAAAAUUUACAAAGGCACAAAUCCAGAAGUUGAUUCUUAUUCAGUAUUUUGGGACAACAAAAAACUGACGGAAACGACACUUUCGUCUCAACUACAGGGCAAAGGUGCAACCGACAUUUAUAUUUGUGGGUUGGCCUAUGACGUUUGUGUUGGAGCGACUGCUGUCGACGCUCUUACGAGCGGUUAUCGAACCAUACUCAUCGAUGACUGUAGCCGCGGUGUUGACCUCGUUGACAUUGAAAAAACCAAAGCUGCGGUUAUCUCGAGUAACGGUGUUAUCGUUAAUUCCAGCCAGGUGAAAGCCAUGAUCGAGGGUAAAGAUCGUAGGCCUGAGCUCGGCUAUAAACUUGCUCUUGAACUUAAAAACUCUUUACUCAAUAGGCGACGAGAUUACGGUUAAUUAGCGCUCAUUUUCUUUACUGAUCAGUACUUAUUUACUAGCAAAUCGGGCAAAUGUUCAUUGCUGAUACUAACAAACUUGGAUUUUUUUUCUCUUUCGAGGGUGGGUUUUAGUUGACGGAUUCAACAUUUGAAAUUGACUCAAAUCUUUAGCCGUCAAUAAAAAUUUAUUGAAAGGUGGUAAAGCCAUCGUUUUUGUGGUGGUUUACACUUGAACCUAGUUCCAAUAUACUUUCAACCAAAGAUAAACCUUACUUUUAUCCUCCGGUUAUCGCUGUACAACUGGUCGAACAAAUUUGUGAAGUUUGUUCGAUUGGUUGUCGCAAGAACAUUCCGAAUAGUAAAUUUCCCAUUGUGCUCAUCAUAAUUAAAUUCCGGAAAAUCCAAAGAAAGUUUUCACGUUUUGUAAGAAUAUUAAGGCAAUUCCAGAUAUUUUACAUAUUUUUCCUUCCCUCCUAAUUCUACUGUAGAUUAUUUCAAGAACAUACAGAGUAAAAAAAAUCCAGUUUGAAAAUUAUCUCCUACUUAUUAGAAAAGCAAAAUGUUAUUUUUUUCUUUGCUUGUUUAUAAAUUGGAGAAAAAUAAGAAAUAAACAGAAAUUGCUCUCUGCCUUGUACUUGCAGCAAUUGUUGCCUGAAUAUGACAAAAAGUUUAACUGAACUGCUCAAAACCGUUGCUCGAUCUGCUAGGGUUACACUCGAUAGAAUAUGUUGUAAUAUUUAUUGUUGCAUUGAGUAGAUGACAAAUUGAAAUGUUCCUAUUAGUAAUUUAGGGGGAGCCUCAUAUUAGGUGUUGAUUCCUUAUAAAAUGUGGUUGUCGAAUGAAAAUUCUAGUUUCGAUGAUACAUGUUGUUGUUACACGUUUAAAAUUUUAUGGGGAUGUAAAGUUUGGUGAAAAAGUUUCAAAAUAAAUAAUUAUUGCUAUGUAA
Venturia canescens is the source of this 3005-nucleotide messenger RNA. RefSeq names its product Nicotinamide amidase (gene Naam). Bases 204 to 2078 code for a protein of 624 amino acids. NCBI's taxonomy places the organism in Eukaryota, Metazoa, Arthropoda, Insecta, Hymenoptera, Ichneumonidae. Gene Ontology annotation, molecular function: RNA binding; calcium ion binding. The record is from RefSeq and is a predicted model, not a curated record. The transcript is spliced from 6 exons.